CAGACACACACAUACGCAAACCAAACGCACACUCCGCUGUGAGGAAUACUAAUCAACCUGUUUGCCGACCCCGAAGUGCGGCAGCUCGGCGCGCAACUUGACUUGUCCGUUCUGUGCGUGACAGGCUUUUCCCUUGGAUUUCACCUCAACAUUUCACCUGCUCGGGUUUAUGUUGUGAGAUCUUAUUUUGAGCAAACGCCAGCUGUUAUCACUGCUGUCUCCCCUUGUCUCUGUCUUCACCGAUGUGCGACAGGCAUCCGGAGAAGAAGAGUGGAUCUGGGGACAGACAAUCCUGUGCCGCUUCUAUAAACCAGGGAAGCCCCCCACUCGCUUUUUGCGCGCCUUGGAUCGCCGGUAAAUAUACGCGUCGGGGAGUGCGUGUGCAUGUGCGUCAGGCUCUAAAUGUGUGUGUCCGCGCACGAUAAAGCUCCGGGCUCCGUCCUCAACAGUUGCCACAGGAGCGGAGGAGAAGAAGAAGAGAGGAGGAGAGGGAGAGAGACAGCAGACUGAGGACGGACGGACGGACGGACGCGGAGCAUUCACGCCGCUCUGCCCGGCUCUGCUCCUGACAUGCAGUCGCUCAUCUCUCCGGUGACCAAGGCCAUCCUAGUAGCGCUCUUCAUCUUCGCCAUACUCCUGAUCCUUUAUGUGAUCCUCUGGUACAUUUGCAGAGACGUGGACUGCGACCACGGCAUCUGAGGAUUCAGUUCAAUAACGGGAAUAACGGGAAUAAUUCAAUGGGGCGCACAGAGGAGCCCAAGGAGCCCAGGGUCAUCCCUGAAACACACUUCAAGGAGGAUGUUUGCUGUUUUCUUCUCUUAUCUUCUACCAAUUAUCAAGCUCUACCUGCUGGGUCUGAAGGUUCUGCUUGUUCAGCUGUUCAGCGGACCUUUCAGACUUCCAGUGAUGCCCAGACAAGAUGGCAAGGUUGCCAUAGUGACAGGAGGAGGCAGGGGAAUUGGCUUUGAGGUAGCCCGCCACAUGGCCAGACUGGGGGCGCAUGUUAUCAUUGGUGGGAGGGAUGAGCAGGAGGGUCUGGCAGCCGUCACCAGGAUCUGUGAGGAGUCCAAAGAGGCCAAAGUGGAGUUCAAGAAAUUGGACCUAGCCUCUUUGCAGUCUGUUCGUCAGUUUGUCCAGAGCUUCAAGGAGCGGGACCUGCCGCUGAACAUUCUGGUCAAUAAUGCCGGCGUCAUGCUGGUUCCUGAGAGCCGCACCGAGGAUGGAUUCGAGCAGCACUUCGGGGUGAACUACUUAGGUCACUUCUUAUUGACUUGGCUGCUCCUGGACACCCUGAAGCAUUCUGGGAAAUGUGGUUACUUCUCCCGAGUGGUCAGCGUCUCCUCCUCGGCCCAUCGCGUUGGUGAAAUCACACUAAAUGACCUAAAUGGCUGCCAGUAUUAUUCAGCCCAUGCUGCCUAUUGUCGCAGUAAGCUAGCCCAGCUGUUAUUCAGCUCCCACCUCCACCAGCUGCUGCAGCGUGGAGGCUUCCCUGUGACUUCCUGUGCGGUGGAUCCUGGCAUGGUGGAUACCGGUCUCUAUCGCCACCUCUGGACACCCCUCCGCUUGGCACAGAGUAUCAUCGCCCACCUUCUUUUCUGGACUCCUGCAGAGGGUGCUGCCACUGUGCUCUACGCCGCUUUGUCACCGGACCUGGAGGGCGAUUGCGGAGGAGGCUACUGGGCAACUGGGCGUAGGGAGAUGACAACACCGGCGACCUUUGACCCCCAGCUGCAGCUUAGCCUAUGGGACGCCACCCAACGACUGCUGGGCCUGCAGUAGCACAGGCCUAAAGGAGGACUAUCAGGACUCUCCGCAGACGAAAGCAUCAAAUAAAAAACCUUAAUCCGGAGCAAACCAGCCACCUUCCCCUCUCCACCCUUUCAUCCCUUUUACUCUGUCUUUUUUCCCUCCAUUCAUACCUCACGUCGAGGUGUUCUGUUGUAGCGCUGGAUUGUGAUUGGUCAUUUGCAGUGUUAAGACCUCCUGCCAAACAAAGAAGGGCUACAGGGAAUGGAAGACAUUUUUCUUUCACUGUGAGCAAGAAAAAAAAAAAAAAAAAACGCAUUCUGCAUAAGCAAUUGAGGGUUAGACCGAUAAGUGAAUUUGUUGUUGUAGCCAGUUUCUGAUACUGGUCUCGACUUCAGAUGUCUGACCAGGGAAAUCAAUCACAAGCUGCGACAACACCUGCCUCACUCUGCCUUAAUGUCAUUAGUUGGGAUUUCGAUUUGGGAGUUUUAUUAUCUUACAGCAAAUUAAGUCAAAACACAGCUGUAGACAAAUAUUAAAAAUGAUUUUUGGAGACAAAAAAGGUAUAAAGGCUUCAAAAACUUGUCGAUUAAACCCUAGAUCAGACACUGACAUUCAUGCAUCAUGACAAUAAUCUGAUUUUUAAAGCUAAAGCCUCGCUGCGGCGUGGCAGUGUGAUGUCACCAGUAUGCUCUGAUACAUCACCAUUUCCCAGAUCGUCCUGACAUCCCACCCAUCUGACUGGGAGCACUUUAUUUCCUUUUUUUCUGGUGUGCUUUUACUGGUUCACCACUGGUAGUUGAGAGAUGAGCUGUGUGAAUUCUGCCGUUCUCCUGAGGAAGCCACCUCCUGUUUUCUCUCUCCGCCGUUCUGCAACCUAACAAAAGACGCUCCUUUGGACUGAAAGUGUGGAUUUGGGACGACACUGAAAGAAGGAAGAAUCCCCGUUGCGAGAUUUAGGGGGGAGAAAGUUCUAAUUCCCCCUAUAGACGAGAGUGGUGACACGUUCUGUUUUGUUCCAGGGGGGAAUUUUCAUGCUGUUGUCUUUUUCUGAAGGAUUUCCAGACGCUUCUGUUUGCUUUUGUCGCCUGUUUGCUCAGAAACAAAAAGGGAAUGAGGAGGAACCAACUGCCACUUCAGUUUGUCCCCGUGUCCCUGUGUGAUCUCUGGUAAUCGCUUUUGCUGUCUGUGAGACGUGCGUGUGCGUUUCAUACACAUGAGUUCCCGUUAACUCGGUUAUAGAUCCGAUUCUUGGUGAUGGAGAGCGCAAGAGGCAGCCCCGGAGAAGUGGAGACAGGAAGGACAGACAGGAGGAAAGCAUCCUCUUUUAUUUUUUCGGCAUUCAAGCUGUGAUCGGUUCGUUAUUGCUGCUGCUGCUCCUGCCGCUUCCUCAUUUGGCGCUACUCCCAGUGCAUUGUGGGAUUGAGAUUUCCCAGUGGUGAGAAUCAAACUCCAUCUGCUGAGCUGACACACGCACACACUCAGACACACUGGAAGCUGUAUAUCCAGGCACCGGCUUAUCUAAACAUGCACACGGCAAACAAACACUUGUGUUUCUCAUGCAGGAAAACACACUCACUCACACACACACACUCUUCACCAUAAUACCAUCUCCACUGUGAUUUACCAUUUGGCUGUGAAGAUGAAAGUUUUAUCUCCAACAUGUAUUUGCUAAAAAUCCUUCCCCAUAAGUAAUUGCCGAUGUGCAUUUCAUUACUUCGAAUACCGCCACUGAGCAUCCAGCAUUCAUUAAUAUCUGCUGUAUGUGAAGCAAUAGUAUCACUGUGGUAGCUAAAUCAGCCAGUAGCACAGAGCUAAACACCGAGGAAAGGAAAAGUGAGCUCCAGUAUGAAGUCACGCAAAAGAAACUGAUACCAGCCAUCUAUCAGGAAAUCAGUUUCUCUGUUUGCGUGUGUAAAAAAAAAAAGAAAAGAAAAAAGAAACAGUUCGAUAAGACAUGGAUAAAAGUAUGAAUGGUUUCGUCUAAACCCACACUGCAGGAGUUCAAUCUAGGUUCCAAUUCAAGAUGUGGAACAUUUUAAGGAUGUACCCAAUUAAGACUGAGCCUUCAGGCGACCUGUGGUUCAAGCCGACUCCCGUAAUGAGAGAGUCAAGUCUAAUUAAAACCAAAACUACUGUAACGCAUUCAGGGGCUCCUCGUCGAUUCUCAAUAUAAAAGCAUCCAGGUUUACUGCACAGCUUCACAGUGUUUUCAUUGAGAGAUGUGAUGUCAACGACAAAUGGUGGACCAGGUCAUUAGUAGUAGUAGUAGAAAAAAAAUAAAAAAUAACCCUGCCUGGCUUACCUUACAUUAUACAUACAAAUGGCUUUUUUAGGCUUUCUUGAAAAUUUCACAAAGGGUUGUUCUCAUGAACGCUCGACGGCGGCAAAAAAAAAAAAAAAAAAAAAAAAAAAAAAAACGAAAUGGAAGCGGCACUGUCAGCCCCAUCCAGCCACAAUUUAACUCUGAAAUCGUGUCAGAUUCCAAUUAUCUGGUACAAAAAGCCUCCUCUAGCAGGUUUAUUUCAUGUCGAUCAGAGAAGCAUAUUCUAGGGACACUGAUUCAAUAAAAAA
Molecule: messenger RNA, 4320 nt
Organism: Sphaeramia orbicularis (orbiculate cardinalfish)
Lineage: Eukaryota; Metazoa; Chordata; Actinopteri; Kurtiformes; Apogonidae
Product: dehydrogenase/reductase SDR family member on chromosome X
Exons: 8
Coding region: 799-1779 (326 amino acids)
Source: RefSeq, a predicted model, not a curated record